AUGGCAGCGGCGUCGUUUAGGUGGAUACUACAGUUGCACAAGGACGUGCCAAAAGCUGCUCGGUUCUACUCGGAAGGCUUGGACUUCACCGUCGAUGUAUGUACUCUUCGCUGGGCUGAGCUUCAAUCCGGCCCACUCAAACUUGCCCUCAUGCAAUCCCCCAAUGAUCAUGUCAUGCAGAAGGGAAUGGGAUACUCUUCACUUCUGUCUUUCACAGUGAAGGACAUUAAUCAAACAAUGACAAAACUAAUGGCUUUGGGAGCUGAGCUAGAUGGCCCUAUCAAAUACGAAAUCCAUGGCAAGGUGAUGAUCGAAAUUCUAACAGGAACUUUGAUCAUUUCAUGUAACAAUCUUGUGGCCAGGUUGCAUCCGUGCGCUGUAUUGAUGGGCACAUCUUAG
Molecule: messenger RNA, 399 nt
Organism: Prunus armeniaca (apricot)
Lineage: Eukaryota; Viridiplantae; Streptophyta; Magnoliopsida; Rosales; Rosaceae
Source: the annotation of a GenBank genome assembly